Austrofundulus limnaeus is the source of this 1660-nucleotide messenger RNA. It is a transcript of the gene cops2, whose product is annotated as COP9 signalosome subunit 2. The transcript is spliced from 13 exons. The record is from RefSeq and is a predicted model, not a curated record. The coding region runs from base 92 to 1423 and encodes 443 amino acids. Gene Ontology annotation, molecular function: protein binding. NCBI's taxonomy places the organism in Eukaryota, Metazoa, Chordata, Actinopteri, Cyprinodontiformes, Rivulidae.
CCCGCAGCGACUCACCGUUUCUCCGCUGCCAAACAAACCGGAGGCCGGAACUGCUGGUUGUCCCUGGAAAAGGACAAAACAACCCGUGAAGAUGUCUGACAUGGAGGAUGAUUUCAUGUGCGACGAUGAGGAAGAUUACGACCUGGAGUACUCAGAGGACAGUAACUCGGAGCCCAACGUGGACCUGGAGAACCAGUACUACAACUCCAAAGCCCUGAAGGAGGACGAUCCCAAAGCAGCACUCAGCAGCUUCCAGAAGGUGUUGGAGCUGGAGGGAGAGAAAGGUGAAUGGGGCUUUAAAGCUCUCAAACAGAUGAUUAAGAUAAACUUUAAAUUGACCAACUUCCCAGAGAUGAUGAACCGGUACAAGCAGCUCCUCACUUACAUCCGAAGUGCUGUCACCAGGAACUACUCUGAAAAGUCCAUCAACUCUAUUCUGGACUACAUAUCUACCUCCAAACAGAUGGACCUGCUCCAGGAGUUCUAUGAAACCACCCUGGAGGCUUUGAAAGAUGCUAAAAAUGACCGGUUGUGGUUUAAAACCAACACAAAGUUGGGAAAGUUGUACUUGGAAAGAGAAGAAUAUGGAAAACUGCAAAAGAUUUUGAGGCAGCUUCACCAGUCCUGUCAGACAGAUGACGGUGAGGAUGACCUGAAGAAAGGCACCCAGCUGCUGGAGAUCUACGCGUUAGAGAUCCAAAUGUACACGGCUCAGAAAAACAACAAGAAGUUAAAAGCCCUGUACGAGCAGUCGCUGCACAUAAAGUCUGCCAUCCCUCACCCGCUCAUCAUGGGCGUCAUCAGAGAGUGCGGAGGGAAGAUGCAYCUGAGGGAGGGGGAGUUUGAGAAAGCUCACACAGAUUUCUUUGAGGCCUUUAAAAACUACGACGAGUCUGGGAGCCCGAGGAGGACGACCUGCCUGAAGUACCUGGUGUUGGCCAACAUGCUGAUGAAGUCAGGGAUCAACCCGUUUGACUCUCAGGAGGCCAAACCGUACAAAAACGACCCUGAGAUCCUCGCCAUGACAAACUUAGUAAGCGCCUACCAGAACAAUGACAUCACAGAGUUUGAGAAGAUCCUGAAGACGAAUCACAGCAACAUCAUGGACGACCCGUUCAUCAGAGAGCACAUUGAGGAGCUGCUGCGAAACAUCAGAACUCAGGUUCUGAUCAAACUCAUCAAACCCUACACAAGAAUACACAUCCCCUUCAUCUCCAAGGAGCUGAACAUCGACGUGUGCGACGUGGAGAGUCUGCUGGUUCAGUGCAUCUUAGAUAACACGAUUCACGGGCGGAUCGACCAGGUCAACCAGCUGCUGGAGCUGGACUACCAGAAGAGAGGAGGCGCUCGCUACACGGCUUUAGACAAAUGGACAAAUCAGCUGAACUCCUUAAACCAAGCCAUCGUCAGCAAGCUGACAUGAUGUCCUCCCAGAGACAGGAGGACGUCUCUGGACCUGCUCAGACCGGACCUGCAGGUUUUAAGGUUUAACAAAGACUCGUCAGACCCUGAACGUGUUUUUAUUUAGUCCCGAUGAGAAGAAAUCACUGAGUCCUGUUUGUUUCCACGUGGAGCGGCUGGUUGUGUGGUGACAGAAGAGAAACAUCUUCAUGUGUAAUUGUUGCCUGUUGGUAAUAAAUUUAUUUCUCUCAGCACUGAA